AUGUCGUUGGAGGAAUCGCAAUUUUGGCAAGGUGUUGGAAUAUUAAUCAAAAACUACCAUGCUUUGAAUAAAAAGAUCUUUGGAGUGGUGAUAACUGCCGUUGAAAAGCUGCAGGACAGCCAUCUGUGCGAAUCCAGCGAAGAGGAACUGACGAGAUGCCUGAAAGAAGACCCAAACAAACGUACCUGCGAAGGAUUUAAGUUAGGAUUCAAGCUACUGCCAAAGAAAUUACCUGACAACAUAUUGGGCACUGGAACUGUAGACUUUGUGAAUCGCAACUACAAGUGCGAGUUUGCCAGCAACAUCAUCGAAGACUUCCAUGUCCGUUUUGUAGACGGACAACUCCUACUAGGCGGCUGCGAGAAGAACCCAAACUGGCUGGAGUUUGUCCUGAAACCAAAGCUUCUAAACUGGUCCCAAUCCAAACAAGAAGAGUCAAAAGUCAAGUCCUUGAGUUUGGUAAACGAGGAGCAGUACAAUGACCUUUACAAGAAGCUGAAGGAAAAACAUUCCCAGCGUUUGCUUCAAUACUGGAAAAGAGCACAAGAAUCAACGGAUCCCUUAAAGUUUAUUUACGAGGACUUGGCUAUCGCGGCUUACCUUAUUACUCUGUGGAGUCACACGCAAUCUGAACCACAGGCUUUUGCCGAUCUAGGUUGUGGCAACGGACUACUGGUUCAUGUUUUAAAUGCCGAGGGCUACAAAGGUUAUGGCUACGACAUCAGGAAACGGAAGCUGUGGUCCCUCUAUCCAGAAGACACCAAAAAUAGCCUGUUGGAAAAGACGGUGGAGCCCAACAACUUCCGCUUAGACUUUCCCGAAAUCGACUGGCUAAUCGGGAACCACUCGGAUGAACUGUCACCCUGGCUGCCUGUGCUUGCCGGUCGUUUCAAUAGCAACUUCUUUCUCCUGCCCUGCUGCCCAUUUGAGCUGUCGGGAGCCAAGUUUCAGAGGCGCAACACCAGCAUAAGUGCCUACCAGGACUUCUUCCACUACGUCAAAAAGGUGACCCAAGAGUGCGGCUUUGAGGUCCUUGAAGACCGCUUAAAAAUUCCCAGCACCAAGCGACUGGCUGUGAUUGGAUUGAAAAAAAGUAAGACGAGAAGCAGUCAAGAGCUGGAGUGCUACGUCCAGGAAGAACUAAGGAAAUAUAACACUGGGGAAUCGGAAGUGAAGCUGCGUGGGAAGGAGGAACUGGUUCGGAAUUGUACGCAAAUACAGAGAACUAUCAUUGACGCACUGGUGCUGAAAAUCUUUCAGCAGCUGCUGGCUUCUAAAGAUGACCUGUGGUCAGGUCGCCUGCCCAUGAAAGACAUCGCCCAGAGCCUUACCAAAGACGAUCUUAAGAACAUCAAAUCCGAGUGUGGAGGCAUCAAAACACUGCUGCGGAACAAGCAUGAGGUAUUUGAGUUUUGUGGCGGAGACCUCGUAGGGAUUCGCCGGCCCAAGCCACCGACUGCUCCCCAGCUUACAAAACGGAAGCGGGAAUGCUUUUUCAAACUCCACCAUCCACUAUCCUGUCCCCUCUCCGACUCAGAAUGCUCUUUUAUACACUGA
This is a messenger RNA of Drosophila bipectinata, 1557 nucleotides long. Its product is annotated as probable tRNA (uracil-O(2)-)-methyltransferase. Gene Ontology annotation, biological process: tRNA methylation. Gene Ontology annotation, molecular function: tRNA (uridine) methyltransferase activity. The record is from RefSeq and is a predicted model, not a curated record. Lineage: Eukaryota; Metazoa; Arthropoda; Insecta; Diptera; Drosophilidae.